Molecule: messenger RNA, 1713 nt
Organism: Triticum turgidum subsp. durum (durum wheat)
Lineage: Eukaryota; Viridiplantae; Streptophyta; Magnoliopsida; Poales; Poaceae
Source: the annotation of a GenBank genome assembly
AUGGCGUAUGGCGGCGGGGCAGAAGGCUGGAGCAGGGAAGAUAAGGUCGAGAAAGUGUAUGCCCAGAAGGAGGUGGCCAUGGACAUCACGGAGCGUAAGGAGCAGAUUGAGACAAUCUGUCUGCAGAUGCAGGAGACGGCAUCGUUCUUGACGAAGAUCAACGCAUCUCAGACCGCACUCCUGAUGGAGAGGGAAGAUACCGCAAACCAGAUCUCAGUUCUCUGUGAUAACUUGUCCAAGAUCAGAACAUUACUUGUUGAGAUCAGAUUCGACAUGGAGCCUAAGGAGCAGAUCGAGACAAUCUGUCUGCAGAUGCAGGAGACGGCAUCGUUCUUGACGAAGAUCAACGCAUCUCAGCCCGCACUCCUGAUGGAGAGGGAAGAUAUCCCAAACCAGAUUUCAGCUCUGUGUGAUAACUUGUCCAAGUUCAGAACAGUACUUGUUGAGAUCGGAUUCGAUGCCGCGGGUAGCAAAUCAUCUAUGAAGAAGAAGGACCUUGUGGGUAUUUAUGCCGCCAACCGCAUGCGCGAGAUGCAAGAGGAAAUCUCCAAGAAAGAGAAGAUCCGGAUCCGCGACCAGCUGCAGCUCAUCCCUCUCCAAGAGCCCGAGGAGUACAGGCUUCAUCCUCAUCAGGAGGAGGAGACGAAGCUGACGAGAUCUCUUAAGAAGCAGAUUGCAGAGGAGGAGAGCCUCUAUGCUACCUACCGUAGAGGCAGGAAGGGUUUAUUGGCUGGCUCUACCUUCGAAGCUGAAAGCAUGAUAAGUCCUAUGCAUUUUACUUUCUGCCCGCCUGGAGUAGCCUCUGAAGAUGACGUUGCAGUUACCACCGGGACCAGCUUGGAGAUCUUCUCCAUCAAGAUUGCCCAGAUCAAAGGCGACUUAAAUUGGCCUCUUUACGUGUAUGGUGUGGUCGCUGCCAGAGACAGAGUGGAUUUCAACCGCAACAUUCUCUUCAAUCGAAUGAGGAAUAAUGCCCAGAAAGUCACAGAAGCUGAUCCUUUUUUGUGCUUGACUGGUCCAGCUCGGGCAAUUUUGCCUGAGGUCGAGUUUGAAGUCGAACUCAUGGUUAAGGGCAGAACAAAGUUUUGCGACAGAGCAUUGAUAUAUCAAGCAUACCCCUACAUUCAUUCCGGUGCUGACCUCUAUAGUAUUGGCUUACACAACUGCCUAUGUGAAAUCAAGUUAAGCCUGCAGCAGCUUGUGAAUUCAGUUCAGGCUACAAUCAUAGCUGUCCAGAUCGUUAAUGCUGGCACAUGCACAUUCAAAUAUGGGGGCCGCGUUGCUUGCUCGUUGAAAUCUAAUGAAGCUAUUGUCUGUGAUAGUAAAGGCUUUUUGAUGGAAGAUCCCCCAGGAGCGGGAGCUACAUGGACCGGGCUGCCCUUUAUUGAUCCCCCAGGCACACAAGUUGUGUUGCUUGAUUCUCGUUAUUGCGAUGAUGGAGAAAUGCCAAUGAGCACUGAUGGUUACCUUGAUCUAAUGAGGCGUGUUGUUUCCGUGGAGUUACCGGUAGAUCAUUUUUAUUAUCCAGAAAAGUUAGAAGAGACCUUAAAAGUUCAGGUAGAAGCCUACUCAGAGUCUGGUGUUGUUUCUGCAAAAGGUCAUGUCAAGUUCACCCCCAAGCUUUGCAACAUAAGUAAAGCUGUAUGUGACAUUGGGGACUCCAAGGUGGAGAUCACCGUUGCUUGGUCGGUCCAUGUUGUAUGCAAAACCUAA